Eleginops maclovinus (Patagonian blennie) is the source of this 2673-nucleotide messenger RNA. RefSeq names its product outer dynein arm docking complex subunit 1 (gene odad1). Gene Ontology annotation, cellular component: axoneme. Lineage: Eukaryota; Metazoa; Chordata; Actinopteri; Perciformes; Eleginopidae. The record is from RefSeq and is a predicted model, not a curated record. Gene Ontology annotation, biological process: outer dynein arm assembly; cilium movement.
AGAGGUGUUGUGAAUAGACCCACGCUCUCCUGCACUCAACCUAGCUGUAACCAAUGAGGGACUGCUGCUCCCAGGGCACCUAGCAACGGUUGCUAACAACUCAGGCUGCUGUGAGCCUGUUGUGUGUCCUGGGAGGUGACACUAUUACCUUUAAAACUGUGUGAGGACCAGUGGGCUGCCAUUAUGUACGGCACCCGGGGAGCAGUGUAGGGAAUGUGACCAUCCAGUUCGCAAGCCAAGUCCCUAGGGACUUUGCCACCAACGCCUUAUAAGCUAAGACUGAUCACAUUCUACGGUCACAUGACAAUGGCAGUUUCAGUUUCUGCAUAAAGCCUCAUUUCACUUUGUAUUUGUAUCCGAAAAGCACAGUGUAACCAUGCCUCGAGGAAGAUCGGUCACAAGUGCCCGCUCAGAUGGCAGUGAUGUGGAUAUUGAUGGUACAGCAGAAUCAGAGAUAGCCAAACUGCAGAGGCAGUUUAGGAUCAUGGAAGGAGAUCGGCAGGCCUACACCAUUCAUGCCCGGGAGCAGAUACGCAAACAAAAGCAGGAGUUAGAGAACCUGCUGAAAGAGCAGGAGGAGCUGAAUCGAAACCUUGGUGCUUGUAAGAGCUUGUCUCGCCAACAGCAGGACAGUGAGGACACCCAGAGUCUUCGUGUACUGCUGGAGCAGAGAGACAUGUUAGAGGAGGAGAUGGUGAAAGAGAAGCAGUGUCAAAAAGAAUUAGAGAAAGAGGUUGCAAAUAUGGAGUUAAAGCUGGCAGAGCUGAGAAAAAGAGAGGUCAGUGGUGGUGAUACACAAAGCUCUGAGGUACGGCGGACUCAGAAGGCCAUACGCACUUUGGAAUACAAACUGGACAGAUCUUUGACUCGCUUCAAUGAGCAGCUGACAAAAAACUGCCACCUGAGAGAGGAGCUGCAGACUCUUCAUAUUGAGCGCACGUUCCAGCAACUACACAACAGGCUGGACAAGGAACUUUACGAAGUCCGCAAGAAGAUCGGGGAAACUGUCAACCUGUCCACUGCUGCCUACGAUGCCAGGGUAGAGGCUCAGUCCAAGAUGACGAUGAUGAGGGAAAAGGCAGUGAAGGACCUGGCCCAGUACAACGCUGAGAUGAAGGAACUGGAGAGGGUCAUUGCGCAUGAGUGCACCCUGAAAGAGUUUAUGUCCACCAAGUGCAGUGAGAGGAGCGGGCAGGAUGAGGGCACUGAGCUGGGACACAGACAAUUGUCAGAGCUGAAAGAGCAGAGAAGGAUGGACUCAGGAGAAGAGUCGCUGGAUGCUCUAGAUGAAGUGUUCCAGAGAAUCGAGACUGUGACAGGGGAGGACAACUUGGACUUGCUGGUUACCAGGUUUAUCCAGGUUGAAGACCGGAACUUUGCACUCUUUAACUUUGUAAAUGAGCAAAACAAUGAGGCUGAAGCACUGAGGGAUCGGAUCAACCAGACACAAGCAGAGAUAGAGCAGUUUGGAGUAGCAAGUUUGCAACAGGAGCAAGAUCAUCGCUCUCUGCUGAGAGACAUUGAUGAGCAACAAAAGGAAACCGAGUCUCAAGCUGAGGACUAUGAGAACCAAGCCAGCAUCAUGGGCAAAAUCCUGGACCAGAUCAAAACAGGAGUGAACGGCAUCUUCUCUGAAAUGGAGUGCGAUCGCUCAGUGAUAGAGGAUAUGCUGGGAUCCUCUACAGGGAUCAGUGAGAACAACAUCAUGUCUUACCUGGGCCUUGUGGAACAGAAAACCAACGAGCUUCUCACUAUACAAGCCUACCUCACUUCUAAAGAUCUGGAAAAGGACUACAAUCCAAAAGACUUAGCCAAAUUUCUUCUGGGUCAAAAUCCUGAACUUCUUCAGCAGAGUGUUAGCAUAAAACCUGCCCUUAACAGUGUGGAGUAUGAUGCCGAAGAGUCUCCUGUAACUGAUGAGGAAGAACGACCACUUUCACAGGGGGAACUUCGCAGAAAAAUUAUAAGAGGGGUCCUGAAGAAGGAGAGUUCAGCCCGCCAGGCAGCAACCAAAGCCUCAAAGACAAGUCAGCAUUUUGAUGGCAGAUGAUGCUCGCUGGAAGACCCACUAAUCUGACACAGUGACCUGAUCAGUGGUUUUCAUUGUUUACCGUAAUAUAGAUCAGUGGAGGCCAUGACCGCUGAUGGUACAAGCCUGAUUGGCCAUGUUGCAGCUUGCAGAUGUUAACCAUUAAAGCCUAAUUAUGUUAUGUGUAUGUCACCUUUUAUGAUGAAUCAUUUGCAUGGCCUGUUCAUGGCCUGUAUCUUGUUGGGAUUUGUUAAGUUGGUACUAAUUAGGUUUGGAGCUAUAAAGAUGUCUUUUCAGAUUCUGGUAACCAGCUGUCCUUUUGAUGUGGGACUUGCCAUCUGGCUUUGACUAUACAAUCUGGUCUCAGUAAAGCCCUCCUGCACUAGCAGCGCGUCAUUACAUGAAACUGCUGCGAUGCUCAAAUGAAAAGGUGGGGGGCAGCAGAACCUUUUGUAAUUCUAAUUGGUAUGCUGAGACUGUUUCCAAAAACGAGGCGAGGAGCUUGUAGUGCUUCACUGAACACACUUCUUUUUAACACAUGUUGUUGGGUAGAAUAAUAAUGAUUUUUUUCUCUCUCGUGUAUGUUUGGAUGAUCAUACUCAUCUAUUCCGAUUUCGGUGAUAAAAUCAACGUCAUUUAAAUAA